AUGUCCCCAUUUGCUAGUGGGAGUCGCUGCCUUUUAUGGCUAUUACCACUCGUUAUAUGUACUACUACUAUAUUGGCCGACACCAGCACCUCAUAUCGCCCCGGCCUCUUUGCCCCCCUUGAAAUCGAUGCGAUACGUCAAGAAUAUCUAAGUUUAGAAAAGUCGCUAUGGCAACAUUUGGAUCGUUCUACGAAUAAUCGUAAUGCCGAACAACAGCUGCGUAAAAUUAUCGAUUCACAUCGUCGUUUUGUGCAGCAGCAUAUGGGCCAGGGUACCGAAUGGCAGGAGGGCAAAUAUGAUAUCUUAAAUCACUAUGAAUGGAGUAUUUUGGAACGUGAUUUAAUACAAAUCGAUAAUUUAUUUGGUGUCUUUGCCGCGUAUUUACGUUCGCAUCAUAACAGUGCAGCGGAUUUGGAAGAGCAACAGCUGAUGGAUGUGACGGAGAGUGUUUUGCGUAACGACAAGACAUUUUCAAUGGCACGAAUUCUGCAGGAUAUUGAAUUGAUAAUGGUCAAACAGACAAUGUAUUAUCGGGCAAUGAUGGCCUCCAAAGAGGAAAGAUGUCUGAAUCAACAAUCCACACAGCAAUUUUUGUAUUCUCUCUAUACGGAUAUUGCAUUGACAGAACUUAAAGGUUAUACAAUGAUGGAAUUUUCAUGGAUGAUUUUGAGGGUGUACGGAAAAGGCAACUUCACCCAAGAAGCCGAACUAAUGCGUAGCGAUUUUGAAAAACGUACCCAAAAAACCGUACGCCUAUUGCGUGAAGUUAUGAAUCGUGCCGAUCGCAUUGUGUGGCGUUGUGAUCCCGAAAAAUAUGUCCAAGGCAAGACAUAUGAUGAAGUCACCCGACUACUACAGGGUUAUAUUGAAAAUGAAGUGGAUAUGAAUUAUAAUCGUGAAUGUUGGCAAACGUGUGAAGAUUAUAGCAGCACGAAAAAUGAAGGUUGCUUUAAGGAUAAAUUCUGUGCGCGGCAGGAACGUUGUACGGGUAAUAUACACAGUUGUAGACGUUUUGAUUCGGAUAUGAUGAUAUGUCCAUCGCCUCGCGAUAGCCAUAAACGUUAUGAAUUUAUUGAAUAUGAAAAUGGUGUAACAUUGGGCAAAGUUGGUCAAUGUUCGAGAGGUAAAACACCGGUUGACUCAUGGUGGCGUUAUCUAUUCUGGCAUUGUACCUAUUGUUUCUGUUUGUGUGACGAUCAAUAUAGUUCGAAAACGGAUCGUUAUUUCAAUUUACGUGAAACGUUGGCCAAUGUUGAAGAAAAUAAGGUCCUAACCGGCUUACGUUUCGUCAAGGUUAAUCGUAUAUUCCAUUUACAAAUACAACAAGGUGACCUAUUGCCACGUGGUAAAAUUAAUGCCAGCACCUUGGAAUGGUUGCCGGUAGAUAAUUAUACAUUGAAUGCCCGGAAUGUCCAUAAUAAUCGUGAUUACUAUACUUUGAGUUAUGGUGCUCGAUCCAUUGAUUUGGAUGAUGUCCACACCGAGGAUAAUAGUUUUGUUGUUACGGGUGUACGAUUCCGUGUUGUUGGCGCCCAUUUGAAUUUGGAAGCCCGCCUAAGUGAAUUUAAUUUUGAAACGGGGAAAUUGGUUAAUCCCAUGGUGAAUAGUUUUUGGAAAUCUAACGAUAAUACCGAUGUUAGUGGGGAUAGAAGACAAAAAGUGGAGAUGAUCAGUCCCGAUGUACCAACCCGAACAAAGGCCAAAUCUGUACCCGAUUCACGUCACAAUCAAUAUAUCGAGUUUACCGCAUCGGAUGUCUACAAGGAUGCCUCACAGUCGACGGUGCCGUUUAUUGAUACCCAACAUGUUGUGUCUAUGCCCCCCGUGCCAUUGGCCGGUGUUGGUAUAUAUCAUAAGGGUCGCCCCGGUUAUGGUGGUUUCAUUGCACCUAAACUGAUGACCUAUGAUUUUACACCACACAUUCAAGCACCUCGUAGAACUUAAGUU
Musca vetustissima is the source of this 1947-nucleotide messenger RNA. RefSeq lists its product as uncharacterized. Bases 1 to 1944 code for a protein of 647 amino acids. The transcript has 7 exons. Lineage: Eukaryota; Metazoa; Arthropoda; Insecta; Diptera; Muscidae. The record is from RefSeq and is a predicted model, not a curated record.